ACACUAGGGAAGCUGCUUACAACUAAAAUAUUAUUAUUAUAAUAGUAUUUAGCGUAUAGUGUUGGCAUCAAUCAAUGCACUAGUAAUUUUUUUAAGUUUAAUAAAAAAUUAAAUAUACGAUAUUCCUAUAAAAAUACAAUAUUAGAGACGUGAAAAAAAUCAUCGAAUCGUAUUCCAAUCUGGUGAAAACAAAAUAGCGAUUCUGAGCAAAGCGAGGGAGUUACUGCAAAUUGUACUAUACUGAAAGAAUUUAAUCCGUAAAGUUUUUUUUGUGGUAUAAAAAAAAUUAUAUUCAGAGAAGAAAAUGGAUAAUUAUCCCGAGAACAUAGAAAUUGUCAGUGCAAGAAAAGAACACACAUCAAAUAUCAAAUCAACAAUGAAGGAUUUUUAUUCAGAUGAACCGGUUUUCAAAACCCAGAAAAUAGAUAUUGAAAAAUUAAGCAACGACUUUUUUUCACCCAGAGAAAGCGACUACACAUUAGUAGCAAUUGAUAAAAAUAAUAACUCUGUAGCAUCUCUAGCUAUAAAUAGUAUAACAAAACCAGAUAAUGUAUUGAGACAAAGAGCAUUUGCUGAUGGUAACAAGUGCUAUAUAGAUUUAUAUAAUGCUUUAAGAUUCUGGACAUCAAUUCAGUGCGAGCCAUGUCUAUUCAAAAUGUUAAAUGUAGACACAAUGUGGGAGAUUAAAACCUUAGCAACAGCAAAACAAUACCGUAAUCUUGGAUUGUCAACGGCUGUGGCCAAAAAAUCAUUUGAAGCAGCUUUACUCAAGGAUGAUAUCUCAGUUAUUUGCAUGGACUGUACUAAUAACUUCAGUGCAAAAAUAGCUCAGAAUCUAGGCAUGGAGUGUGUGGUAGAAAAACAUUUUUCCGAAUAUAAAGACGAUAAUGGGCAUCCUUGGAUUAAGAACAUACCUGAACCACCAAAUGAUACAGUGAAAGUAUUUAUUUUUAAGAAAAAGAAUUAUAUUAAUUAAGUUUAAUUCAUAAUGUUUUGAUACCUAAGAAAAAAUACAACAAGUAAUAAAUUAUUGUACCUACUCAAUAGUAUCUAUGUAUCUAAUGAUAUAAACAAUACAUUUAUACAUAAACUAACAAUAAAUUGAACAAAGCAUUGUAAAUUGAA
This is a messenger RNA of Myzus persicae (green peach aphid), 1125 nucleotides long. RefSeq lists its product as uncharacterized. The transcript has 4 exons. Lineage: Eukaryota; Metazoa; Arthropoda; Insecta; Hemiptera; Aphididae. The record is from RefSeq and is a predicted model, not a curated record. Bases 305 to 976 code for a protein of 223 amino acids. Gene Ontology annotation, molecular function: N-acetyltransferase activity.